AUGAGUGUAAAGCCAGUCAGGGCUGCACGAGCGCCGCCCCCGCCGCCCCGCUUCCCCCUGGGGAGUCCCGGGGACCGAGAGGCCCAGCCCGGGGUCGGCCCGCUCCGAGCCAGCGGACCCCUGUGCGCAGGGCUCCUGCGCUCGCAGCGGCAGGGAGAGGAAGUGGGGCGCCACACAGAACGACCAGUGCCUCAUCAGCCCCUACGGCGCUGGGCGGAAAGAGUGGAAGCAAACACAGGCCCGGCGCCGCCGCUCCCGCCCGAGCGGCUUUUAAACUGCGUGUCUGCGAGCCCCGCUCGGCGCCGCGGCCGCCGGAACCCGCGCGAGCCGCCCGGCCAAUCAGCGCGGCGCUUCCUCGGGCCGCCGGCCAAUGGCGGCGCGCGUUCUUGGGGCGCGGCGAAGCGGGGCGCUCUCCGUUGGCCUCCAAAAGCCACAAAGAAAACUGAUAAACCAAGAAUAGAAGAUAAAGAUGACCUAGAUGUAACAGAGCUCUCUAACGAAGACCUUCUGGAUCAGCUUGUGAGAUAUGGAGUGAAUCCUGGUCCUAUUGUGGGAACUACCAGGAAGCUUUAUGAGAAAAAGCUGUUGAAACUGAGGGAGCAAGGAACAGAAUCAAGAUCUUCUACUCCUUUACCAGCCAUUUCUUCUUCAGAAAAUACAAGGCAGAAUGGAAGUAAUGACUCUGACAGAUACAGUGACAACGAAGAAGACUCUAAAAUAGAGCUCAAGCUUGAGAAGAGAGAACCACUAAAGGGCAGAGCAAAGACUCCAGUAACACUCAAGCAAAGAAGAGUUGAGCACAACCAGAGCUAUUCCCACGAUGGAGUAACUGAAACUGAAUGGACAAGUGGAUCUUCCAAAGGCGGACCUCUGCAGGCAUUAACUAGGGAGACCACGCGAGGGUCCAGAAGAACUCCAAGGAAAAGGGUGGACACUUCACAACAUUUUCGUAUAGAUGGUGCAGUAAUUUCAGAGAAUACUCCCAUAGCUGAAACUAUAAUGGCUUCAAGCAACGAAUCCUUAGUUGUCAAUAGGGUGACUGGAAAUUUCAAGCAUGCAGCUCCUAUUCUGCCAAUCACUGAAUUCUCAGACAUACCCAGAAGAGCACCAAAGAAACCAUUCACACGAGCUGAAGUGGGAGAAAAAACAGAGGAAAGAAGAGUAGAAAGGGAUAUUCUUAAGGAAAUGUUCCCCUUUGAAGCAGCUACACCAACAGGAAUUAGCGCUAGUUGUCGCAGACCAAUCAAAGGGGCUGCCGGCCGGCCAUUAGAACUCAGUGAUUUCAGGAUGGAGGAAACUUUCUCAUCGAAAUAUGUUCCUAAGUAUGUUCCCUUGUCAGAUGACAAGACAGAAAAAACAAAAAAGGGACGCUCCAUUCCCAUGUGGAUAAAAAUUUUGCUGUUUGUUGUUGUGGCCGUUUUUUUGUUUUUGGUCUAUCAAGCUAUGGAAACCAACCAAGUCAAUCCCUUCCUUAAAUUUUAUAAUCCUCAAAACUCCCUCACCAAUCCAUCUGAAUGAUUUCUCUUUGGCACAUUCAACUUGGUCUCCUAUUUUUAAUAACUGUAGAAAAACAUUUGUGUAUACUCAUUGACACAAGAACUAAAAAAUAAUGUGAUUUCACCUCAGUAAAUUUAGUAUUCCAUUGAAAAGCAAACAAGAUGUAUAAAAGGACUUCAUUUAAACGUUUUGGACUUCGGACUAGUAGGAGAUCACUUUGUGCCAUAUAAAUAAUCUUUUUUUAGCUCUGGAACCUUUUCGUAGGCUUUAUUUUUUUAAUGUGGACAUCUUCAUUUUUGGGGAAAAUGUAUAUUGUUUUUGUGUAUUUGGGAAAUAAGGUAAAACAUGUAUAAUGUGAAGCUACACAUACUUUGAAUUCUUACAGAAAAGAUUCUAAGAAUUCUCUGCUGAAUAAACAUUUUGCAAACGUGAAACAGUGAUAUUCGGUAAGGGAAAAGUAGCUUGCUUGUACUUUUUUAACUGCAAAAAUGUUUGGUGUUUAUGAGGAAAGUACAGCAAUAAUCUCUUCUGUAACUUUUAUUGAAAGUAAUGUGAUUGUAGCCCUGUAAUACUUGCUUUUUAAAAGAUUUCUAGUAUCAUGAAAACCCGAUUUCAGUAAGACCCAUUGAAAUAAAGUUGAUUUUUAGCAGAGAUAUUUUAGGGUAUCAUAUGUACAUGUUUUAGAGAGCUGUUGACUAGCUAUACAUGUUUUGAAAAGCUGUUAGCUACCUGUAGGACUAUAUAAUUGGAAAUUUGUACUUUUUAUUUACAGCAAAGCAUUUAUUCUCAAUCCAAUUUACUACCAAAAUAUUUUUUUAGAUAAUAAGUAUAUGUUUGUUUAGAGAUAAGAAACUUUAAAACACUGGUCUUUUGUUUCAUUUAGAUUGAUUGUUGUAUUCUUUUCUGUUACCAAAAACAAAUUUUUGCCAAGUUUUUUCUACAUUUCCCAGUGCAAUUUGA
Messenger RNA from Octodon degus (degu), 2457 nucleotides. It is a transcript of the gene Tmpo, whose product is annotated as thymopoietin. Bases 1 to 1518 code for a protein of 505 amino acids. The transcript has 10 exons. NCBI's taxonomy places the organism in Eukaryota, Metazoa, Chordata, Mammalia, Rodentia, Octodontidae. The record is from RefSeq and is a predicted model, not a curated record.